GGACACACAGAGCGGAGGACACACAGAUACACACACAGACGCUUCACUGCAGAGACUCUGGUCAGCCGGGUGAAGAUGAAGCAGCUUUAUGUCCCCAUUGCUUUGGCAGUGAUGUCAGCAUUGGUGAUCACAGCAACUCCGACGAGAAGAACUACAAGAAUGCCCACAACAGGAGCACCUGGAAGAAAUUUAAACGGGAAGAUGUUCACUUUGUCUGGAAAUGGAGGAAAAAUAUUGUUCUAUCCUCCCGGGACUAGUCCAAUCUCUAGCUACACCACCCGCCCCUACUCCACCACCUCCCGCCCCUACUCCACCACCUCCCGCCCCUACAAAACCACCACCACCACCCGCCCCUACAAAACCACCACCACCACCCGCCCCUACAAAACCACCACCCGCCCCUACUCCACCACCACCCGCCCCUACCCUACGACCACAGCACCUUCUACACCAGGUGUGUCCGUGUGUCUGCGUUACCUGACCGACACCUUAAAGUUAACACUCAGUCCAUCCACAAACCCUCUGCAACUGAGAGUCAGCGCUGCGGGCUCGUACAUACUGGACAGUUAUCGUUACAAAAGACUGUUCUUUCAAACUGAUAUAUGGUUCUGGUCAAACAUCAGAAGGGACAUCUGGACCAGAGUCUGCUUGACGGUGGACAACACGAAGAAGGUGGCGCAGGUGUUUAGCGGCUCGAACAUUAGCAUCAGGAAGCUGCUUCAGUAUGACUGGUCAGGUGUGCCUGUGAUUGAUAUUGCAGAUGUUGAAGGUCAGGUGACAGAUCUCCAGGUUUGGGAUUAUCCUCUCCAAAAGAUAGAAGUCCUCAACUACAUGACCCGCGGCGACGUCUCCGGGCCGUACCACGGCUCCGUCCUCUCCUGGUCCGACAUCAGCUACUCCACGAGUGGAAACACUCUGUUGGAGGAGGACGACGCCUAUAGGUCGCCGCCAGGACAGCCAAUGAGGAGCAGCAGUGGGAGGAAAAGAUGUCGGCAAAAGGGAGAGAAGAAGUCCAGAGAGUUUUUGAAUGUGGUGGAGCGUAACAGAGAACAGCUUAAAUGAAACACACAGGAGCACGUGUGAGAACAGCUGUAACCUCUGUUAUACCUUUAAUAACAAAGAAUUCACAAUCAAUCAACGAUUAAUCAUGAAUGAAGUUCAAACUACUGCAGUGUUUGAUUACCGUAUUUACAAAACAAACAGAAUCAAAUCCUAAGAGAUCGAUAUUUUCCUUUUUUCUAAGAUGUUUUCUUAUUAUAAAACAAUAAAGAGAUGGCUGACGUGA
Cottoperca gobio is the source of this 1285-nucleotide messenger RNA. RefSeq lists its product as uncharacterized. The transcript is spliced from 5 exons. The coding region runs from base 76 to 1062 and encodes 328 amino acids. Lineage: Eukaryota; Metazoa; Chordata; Actinopteri; Perciformes; Bovichtidae. The record is from RefSeq and is a predicted model, not a curated record.